Molecule: messenger RNA, 1702 nt
Organism: Syzygium oleosum
Lineage: Eukaryota; Viridiplantae; Streptophyta; Magnoliopsida; Myrtales; Myrtaceae
Product: serine carboxypeptidase-like 20
Exons: 14
Coding region: 82-1563 (493 amino acids)
Biological process (GO): proteolysis; secondary metabolic process
Molecular function (GO): acyltransferase activity, transferring groups other than amino-acyl groups; serine-type carboxypeptidase activity
Source: RefSeq, a predicted model, not a curated record
UCAACUCCUGGUUACAUCUAUAAAUUUUUUAUAGGUUACAUGGGAUAUAUGAGCUUCGAGAAGUUCUAAAUUUGUGCGGACAUGAUAAUCUUAAAGUUCAUAUGCAGCAUAACACUGGGCUUGCUUCUCACUGUUUCAUCUGUUAGAGCAGCUCCUAAAGAUUCUCUCAUAACUUCUUUACCAGGCUUCAAUGGAACUCUACCCUCUGCACAUUAUGCAGGGUAUGUGACUAUAGAUGGAAGUCCUGGAAAGAAGAACUUGUUUUACUAUAUCAUUGCUUCAGAAAGGAAUCCUUCAAAAGACCCUGUAGUACUGUGGCUUAAUGGUGGACCAGGGUGCUCCAGCUUUGAUGGAUUCAUCUAUGAACAUGGACCAUUUAAAUUCCAAGCAGGAAAGCCAAAGGGAAGCUUGCCAGUAUUGCACCUCAACUCGUUCAGCUGGUCCAAGGUUUCCAACAUAAUAUAUCUGGAUUCGCCAUGUGGUGUUGGUUUAUCUUACUCGGACAAUCCAAAGAAUUAUGUGACGGGAGACCUACAGACUGCCUCUGAUACGCAUGCAUUUCUUCUCAAGUGGUUCGAACUUUAUCCAGAGUUCCUCUCAAAUCCAUUCUAUAUUUCUGGAGAGUCUUAUGCCGGAGUUUAUGUGCCAACUCUUGCUUCUGAAGUGGUAAAAGGAAUUCAACUUGGUGAAAAGCCUCUUAUCAAUUUCAAGGGUUACAUGGUGGGAAAUGGGAUCGCAGAUGACAAAUUUGAUGGCAAUGCUCUUGUGCCUUUUGCUUUUGGAAUGGGGCUGAUCUCAAAUGACAUCUUUGAGGCUUGCCAAAUCACAUGUGGUGGGAAAUUUUAUGAUCCUCCUAGUGAAACCUGUGAGGAGAAUCUUCACAAAGUUCAUCUGGCUGUCUCGGGUCUAAACUUGUAUGACAUUCUUGAGCCUUGCUACCGAAAUUCAGAGACCAAGUACGAAAGUGGGAACACAAGUAUGCCUUUGGGCUUUCAUCAAAAGGGGGUAAAUAAGAAGCCUCUCCCUAAGCGAACAAGAAUGUUUGGUCGAGCUUCACCUUUUUGGACUGUUAGAGACGCUGGAGUUUCAAGCUCCGAAUCACAGGAUGAGUUUCACAUUGAAUGUGUGGAUGAUGAAGUUGCAGUGGCAUGGUUGAAUGAUGAAGCAGUUCGCAAAGCUAUUCAUGGAGCGCCGGCAAGCGCUGCAGGUUCUUGGUGGAUAUGUUCCACAAGAGUCAAGGAUAGUUAUUCACGUGGUAAUGGAAGCAUGAUCCCUUACCACAAAAAUUUAAUUUCCCAGGGUUACCGAGUGCUCAUAUACAGUGGAGAUCAUGAUAGAAGAGUACCUUUCACUGGGACUCAAGCAUGGACCAGAUCAAUGGGAUACAAAAUCAUUGAUGAAUGGAGGCCUUGGAUGACCGAUGAUCAAGUUGCAGGGUAUCUGCAAGGAUAUGACAACUUCACAUUCUUAACAAUCAAGGGAGCCGGGCACAUGGUCCCCCAAACGAAGCCACGAGAGGCGUUGGAGUUUUAUAGUCGCUGGUUAGAUGGAAAACCAAUCUAGCGUUAUUGUAUUCCCAGUUCCUUAAAUCAAAAUGAUCUCAUCAGACAGUUUUCGCGAUGAGGACAUACAACUCCCUCUAUGUACCUGAAAGAUUGCCAAAUCAUUCAAUAAGAUCUUCAACUUCACAGCGCUGUCUCCC